This is a messenger RNA of Rattus norvegicus (Norway rat), 2767 nucleotides long. The record is from RefSeq and is a predicted model, not a curated record. NCBI's taxonomy places the organism in Eukaryota, Metazoa, Chordata, Mammalia, Rodentia, Muridae.
GUCCCUGACUUCCUGGCUUAGGGUUAUUUACCCUUACACUAGGUCUUACCUACGGUUCCUACCCCAAAGUGUCUGUCACUUCUGGAGUGGCUUGUGGCCCGGGACCAUUCAGCUCCUACAUCUCUACUUAGGUGUCUUGUAGCUUGCAAUCUAAUUAAAAGAACAUUUUGGUGUGUAUGGCAAUGGCUUAGAUAACACCAUCUCCCUUAAGUGGGAGUAGCGGGAGCUUGCCCGAGAUGGAAGAUAUUGGCUGCUGUCCUGUGGGGAGGGGUACAUGGCAGGCAACAGAGACUAGGAAGACAGGGUGUUCCUCGGGACUACAGAGUUAUAGGGCUGAAUUCAAUUGUACCAAUUGCCAAUAUGACCCCAUCUCUUGUUAAGCAAUGACUGUUUAAAAUUAAUGCUUCAAUACUUCAGCGCACUCCUGGGCAGGCUGACAGCUAAGAAUGUACACAUCUGGAGAGGCCCAGUAACUCACUGCCUAAUGACAGCCAGCAGAGGUGUGUCCACUUGUGGGACUAUUCUGGGCUGUUCGUUUGAGCACUGUUUGCCACGGUAGCAUUCUGAGAGCUAUGCAGGUGCUGACAAGUGAAUGUUUAUGGUCUGGAACACUUGAUCACAAAGAGAAUCUUCCUGAUGGAGGCCUGAACUUUUGUGGGAUAUAGAGAUGGGUGAGCGCUUAUCUUCUAGGCUUGAGUCUGAAUUGAUCAAGGGACCAGUGACUUCUUCAUAUUAUCACACAGUGAGGGGGAAGAUUGGGAAACAGAUUGUUCUAGGAACCAUGGAAGUGAAGGGUGUCCAUCAUAGGAAAUUCUUACCUCAGUCACCAUUCUGGAACCUUGUUUGGAUUCCUAAACUCUAAAUAAAAUCCCUGUAGAUCAGUUUAAGCCAUCAGAUGUGGAAAUCCAGGCCUGCUUCCGGCACGAGAACAUUGCUGAGUUAUACGGUGCGGUCCUAUGGGGCGACACUGUCCAUCUCUUCAUGGAAGCUGGCGAGGGAGGGUCUGUCCUGGAGAAGCUGGAGAGCUGUGGGCCCAUGAGAGAAUUUGAAAUUAUCUGGGUGACAAAGCACGUUCUCAAGGGACUUGAUUUUCUGCACUCCAAGAAAGUCAUCCACCACGAUAUCAAACCUAGCAACAUUGUAUUCAUGUCUACGAAAGCUGUGUUGGUAGAUUUUGGCCUGAGUGUUCAAAUGACAGAAGAUGUCUAUCUCCCCAAGGACCUCCGGGGAACAGAGAUCUACAUGAGCCCUGAGGUGAUUCUGUGCAGGGGCCAUUCCACAAAAGCAGACAUCUACAGCCUUGGAGCCACGCUCAUUCACAUGCAGACAGGCACCCCACCCUGGGUGAAGCGCUACCCUCGAUCGGCCUAUCCCUCCUACCUGUACAUAAUCCACAAGCAGGCACCUCCCCUGGAAGAUAUUGCUGGUGACUGCAGUCCAGGCAUGAGGGAGCUGAUAGAAGCCGCCCUGGAGAGGAACCCCAACCACCGCCCAAAAGCAGCAGACCUACUGAAACACGAAGCCCUGAAUCCCCCAAGAGAGGACCAGCCACGGUGUCAGAGUCUGGACUCUGCCCUCUUUGACCGGAAGAGGCUGCUGAGCAGGAAGGAGCUAGAACUUCCUGAGAACAUUGCUGAUUCAUCAUGCACAGGAAGCACCGAGGAGUCUGAAGUGCUCAGGAGACAGCGUUCCCUCUACAUUGAUCUCGGAGCUCUGGCUGGCUACUUCAAUAUUGUUCGUGGUCCACCAACCCUGGAAUAUGGCUGAUGGAUGACUCUAUUGGCAACAGUAGGGCGGAUAUUUCUCUCCUGGAUGUUGGUUUCACAGACCCUACACAGCAGCUCUGGAUAGUGAAUUUUACCCAAUUUUUUUAGGAAGCAGGGAGGAGGUCUCUAGUGACACAGGAAUGUCAAAGCCCUGGCCCCCUUUGUGAAGCUCCUCUGGCAUGUUCCAGAGCCCAAGGUUCUCAUUUCUCAGGUGGUGGGACUGGACAAAAGGGAGUGGUGAGCUCAGGAAAGAAUCAUUUCUGAUGACAAUUCUAUUCACUUUGCACUUUAAUGGACAUUAAAAAAAUAGCUCUCACAAGAUAGUAACCUAAAAUACCUGUUCUUGGUUCUUAUAUAACCAUGGGUUCUUCAUUCAACUCAGAAGACCUGAUCUGUGUAUAUAUUUGUGUGUAUUAUAUGGUAACUCUUUGUACCUUGGUUGGUAGAGUCUAGUAUAAGUUUAGUUAAUAGUAUUUUGGGUGGAUAGAGCAACUCUAAUAUUACAGCAAUUCACUGGACUAGUGUCUCACAAAUGACUGAUUUACUCAGAGCCAUUAAGCAGCAGGCCACUAGUGAGAGUUUCUGUUAUGUUCCUAUGGAAACACUGUGUAUUGUACGUGCUAUGCUUAAAACAUUUAAAACACAAUGUUUUAAAUGUGGACAGAACUGUGUAAACCACAUAAUUUCUGUACAUCCCAAAGGAUGAGAAAUGUGACCUUCAAGAAAAUGGAAACAUUUGUAAAUUCUUUGUAGUGAUACCUUUGUAAUUAAUGAAACUAUUUUUCUUUAAAGUGUUUCUAUAUUAAAAAUAGCAUACUGUGUAUGUUUUAUUCCAAAAUUCCUUCAUGAAUCUUUCAUAUAUAUAUGUGUAUAUAUUUUAACAUUGUAAAGUAUGAGUAUUCUUAUUUAAAGUAUAUUUUUACAUUAUGCAAAUGAACUUCAACGUUUUAGUCCAAUGUGACUGGUCAAAUAAACCAAAUAAACUGAGUAUUUUGUCUUAA